This is a messenger RNA of Rubroshorea leprosula, 858 nucleotides long. NCBI's taxonomy places the organism in Eukaryota, Viridiplantae, Streptophyta, Magnoliopsida, Malvales, Dipterocarpaceae. The record is from the annotation of a GenBank genome assembly.
CAUAGCAAAAGCAGCCUCAACAGAGUUUCUGUAGUGUUUGGGAAGCGAGAAAGUGAGAGAAAAUGAGCGGAACGGUGAAGAAAGUAACCGAUGUAGCAUUCAAAGCAUCCAAAAACAUCGAUUGGGAAGGCAUGGCCAAGCUCUUGGUCUCCGAUGAAGCUAGGAAAGAGUUCGCGAAUCUUCGCCGCGCUUUCGAUGAGGUUAACUCCACCCUCCAGACCAAGUUCAGCCAGGAACCUGAACCCAUUGAUUGGGAAUACUACAGAAAAGGAAUUGGUUCUCGUUUGGUGGAUAUGUACAAACAAGCUUAUGAAAGUGUAGAAAUUCCAAAGUUUGUUGACACGGUCACUCCUGAAUACAGACCUAAAUUUGAUGCACUUUUAGUAGAGCUAAAAGAAGCAGAGGAGCAAUCCUUGAAAGAGUCAGAACGUUUGGAGAAAGAAAUUGCUGAAGUUCAAGAGCUGAAGAAAAAGUUGAGCACCAUGACUGCAGAUGAGUACUUUGAGAAACACCCCGAGCUCAAAAAGAAAUUUGAUGAUGAGAUCCGUAAUGAUUAUUGGGGCUAUUGACACUGUCUUGGGAUUUUAGCAUGAAGCUUUUUCACAGCCUCGGGCUGAAAUUCUGAAUUUGUUGUGUUUCUUUUGCUGUUGUUACGAUAAUAAUUCUCAAACCCAUUGUGUAACUGUGGUCGAUCUGGGGUUGAAGAAUGAGCCUCCUUAUUUUUUGUGUAGAGAAACCUGCUGUCCUUUGACAGAAAAGAUUAAGACAAUGCUUCUUUUAAAGUUGUCAUCUUGUUAACAUUUAAGGUAGGAAUGAUUCUCUUUUGAAUGGUUUGAUGAAUAAAUGUGGCUUUAUUUG